Messenger RNA from Penicillium bovifimosum, 465 nucleotides. Its product is annotated as flavin reductase family protein. Bases 1 to 465 code for a protein of 154 amino acids. NCBI's taxonomy places the organism in Eukaryota, Fungi, Ascomycota, Eurotiomycetes, Eurotiales, Aspergillaceae. The record is from RefSeq and is a predicted model, not a curated record. The transcript is spliced from 2 exons. Gene Ontology annotation, molecular function: FMN binding.
AUGUUUUACCAACCAGGAAUUACAGACCACGAUCUUCCCCACGAUCCUUUCAAGGCGUGCGUCGUCCCCCGUCCGAUCGGAUGGAUAUCCACCCAAAACAAGGCUGGCCAGGCCAACUUGGCACCGUACUCGCAGUUUAAUAACUUAACCUUCGACCCGCCCUACGUGAUGUUCUCAUCCAAUCAGACGGUCGAUGGCACACGCAAGGAUACGGUGGUCAAUGCAGAGGAAACUGGCAAGUUCGUUUGGAACCUGGCGACAUGGGACCUGCGCGAAGCGGUGAAUAUAUCCGCCGAACAGGUUCCCUAUGGGGUGGAUGAAUUCGAGCGUGCCAACGUGACCAAGGAAGCUGCGACGUUGAUGAACGUCCCGAUGGUUCAAGAGUCCCCAGUGAAGUUCGAGUGCGAGUAUCAUUCCACCGUCCGACUUCCUGGCAACCCCCCAUGGGUACAGUGGAUGUGGUGA